AUGUUUGUUAAACCAACCGAGAAGUUCCCGCUUGCCAGAUAUAGAGCUGGCGGCGGACAUCCAACCGGCCAACGCAACGGAAUCGAGGAGAAUCUAGAAGAGUCCUUCUUCCGCCAUUUCACCCAAUUAUUCAACAAAUAUGCCGGACCCAAUGGUACAUGGCAUCGAGACCAGAUCGGUCUUUUCAUGCAUCACAUCCAAGUCGAAAACCCAGAAGGUCUGGCUAGUUACCUCGUCGAUCAAGAUGAGUUAAGUCUACCUGAACUCAUCAAGUAUCUCACCUCACCGUGCGGCAACAUUCUCGAAAUGGCUGCUCCUCAAGAUUUGACAUGGCCGUUGAACAAUUACUUUAUCAGCUCGAGCCAUAACACUUAUCUUACUGGGAACCAGCUUUCCAGCGACUCGAGCACUGAAGCGUAUAAAGACGCGUUGCUACGGGGAUGUCGCUGUAUUGAGAUUGAUGUCUGGGAUGGUAAAGAGCAGUGGAAGCCGGGAUUCGGCUCAGAUGAUGAAGAGAGAGAAGUGAAGGAUACUACUCGGGAAGCUGCGCCUAGAAAGAUGGGCUUUGCAGAUCGAGCUAUCAUCAAGAUUGGACGCUGGGCCAUGAAUAAGUUUGAUCCUGUUGAUCCUGACGGCAAAACGAUCGAUGACAGACUUUUGGAUGUUAUCGACGCGGAGCCAAGAGUUCUUCAUGGCUUCACUCUCACGAAAGAGGUUCUCUUCCGAGACGUCUGCCAGACCGUCAAAGAGUAUGCUUUCACCACGUCUGAUCUCCCACUUAUCGUCAGUCUGGAAGUCCACUGCUCCCCCCUCCAACAAGGCUCAAUGGUCAACAUCAUGGAGGAGGUCUGGGCAGACUAUCUCCUCCCUGCACCUGAAUUUGACUCAGAUAGUCUGCCAUCUCCUCACGAGCUGAGGAACAAGAUUCUCAUCAAGGUGAAAUAUGUUCCCGAGGACGGCAAGAAGGGCAAGGACAUGCCUGAUAGUACGGAUGAUGAGAGCAUGCUUGAGGUUGUUGUGGAGGGAGACGAGAAGAAGGUCAAGAAAGUCAAGCCGCCAAAGAUCAUCCCGCGCCUGAGCCGUCUUGGUAUUCAUACCCGAGGAAUUAGCUUCAAGUCCCUUGACGAGCCUGAGGCUUCGAUGCCGAAUCAUAUCUUCUCACUCUCAGAGAACGCCGCAUUUGCGAUUCAGAGACGCAUGCCAAAGGCGCUCUUCUCACACAACAGACAGUUUCUCAUGCGGACGUAUCCUCAUGGUAUGCGGUUUGACUCGUCCAACUAUGACCCUGUCAUUUUCUGGCGCGCUGGUGUUCAGGUCGUAGCGCUCAACUGGCAAUCAUGGGACCUAGGUAUGGUGCUCAAUGAGGGUAUGUUCAUGGGCUCAGAUGGAUAUGUACUUAAGCCAGAGGGAUAUCGUCAUGACCCAAGCGAGCAACAGAGCAUCGAGGAGUCUCACAUUCCUAGCAAGACAUUGGAGAGAGUGGCCAUAACUAUCAUCGCAGCACAGAACCUCCCCUUACUCAACCGCCACGAUGAUCCUGCAAAGUUUAUUCCUUACGUCAAAAUUGGUCUACACACAGAACCCGAUGCAAUCUCAGCUAUGGUCGAUGAGAAUGCUACGGCUGAGCAGGUCAAGCAAGUUGGAUACAGCGGCGAAACUGGGAAAAGCAAAGGAACCAGUCCGGACUUUGGAGGUGAGACGGUUGAGUUCCUCAAUGUCGGGGGAGUUGUUCCGGAAUUGGCUUUCCUUUCAUUCCGGGUCAUGAAUGACGUUCCUGGACCUGAUGUAAUGGCUGCUUGGGCUUGUGUUCGUUUGGACAGGCUGAGGCUUGGAUAUCGCUUUUUGAGGGUGCUGGAUAAGGAGGGUAUGCCGAGUAAGGGUAUAUUGUUGAUGAAGAGUGAGAUCAGGGAAGCCUUGUAG
This is a messenger RNA of Fusarium musae, 1920 nucleotides long. RefSeq lists its product as uncharacterized. The record is from RefSeq and is a predicted model, not a curated record. Gene Ontology annotation, molecular function: phosphatidylinositol-4,5-bisphosphate phospholipase C activity. Gene Ontology annotation, biological process: phosphatidylinositol-mediated signaling; lipid metabolic process. Bases 1 to 1920 code for a protein of 639 amino acids. NCBI's taxonomy places the organism in Eukaryota, Fungi, Ascomycota, Sordariomycetes, Hypocreales, Nectriaceae. The transcript has a single exon.